Messenger RNA from Ostertagia ostertagi, 474 nucleotides. The record is from the annotation of a GenBank genome assembly. Lineage: Eukaryota; Metazoa; Nematoda; Chromadorea; Rhabditida; Trichostrongylidae.
AUGCCUAACUUGUGCUCGUCUGGGACUGUCUGUGUCCAAAGCUCUACCGGCGCGCGGUGUAUGGCCAAGGAUCCAGGGAAUAACUGCGAUCAGAAAAACUGUCCAUCCGGAACUGCGUGCGAGUAUGCUGAAACAGAAUGUAUCCAAGACAAGGCAUGUUACGCGGAGCCGAAGUGCAAGAACCAAGGACCUCAAAUUACGCCAUUAGAGCAAACUGGAGACAUGGUCGUCAACAGCUUCGUUCCAGCCAAUCUAGCAGGCACCAGCCCACCAGCAUGUAGAAGCAAUGAAGUGCUGAAUGGAUGCGGGGCUCUAUGUGAAGGAAAAUGUGAGGACGUGAACAGGGGACCAGUACCUUGUCCACUCAUUUGCCUCCCACCUGCCUGCGCUUGUGCCGCCGGUUUCUACAGGGACGCCAACAACAACUGUGUGACAGCAUCGCAAUGUGCACAACGUGAGUGUAUCGUUCCUUGA